AUGUAUACUUCUGUGAUCGAGGUGCUAGAGAUUAUUAAAGAAGAUGGCGUUCAUGAUCAGCAAUCGGUUGAAGCGGGUGUUCUGAUUGAUAUAAUGGAGUCUUUUGAUUUUAUUUUUACAAUGCAUUUGAUGAUUGAUAUAUUGGGCAUUAUGAAUGAGUUAUCACAAUCAUUGCAAAGGAAAGAUCAAGACAUUGAAAAUGCGAUGAAAUUGGUUCAAAUUUCUAAACAACGACUAAAACUACUAAGCGAGAAUGGAUGGAAUGUUUUACUAGAUGAAGUGUCACAUUUUUGUGCUGUUUUUUAUGUUUUUAUUCCAAACAUGAAUGAAACAUGCAAAACUCGUUGUCGAUCAGUGCGAAGAGGAGAAGAUAAAACAAAUCUACAUCAUUAUCAUGUUGAUCUAUUUUAUAUUGUUGUUGACAUUCAACUACAAGAGCUAAAUAAUCGCUUUUCUGAAUCAAGCACUGAGUUACUUCUUUAUGUGUCAUGCUUAAACCCAAGUGAUUCUUUUAAUGCUUAUGAUGAGAGGAAAUUGAUAUGUCUAGCAGAGUUAUAUCCGAGUGAUUUUUCUACAGUUGAGGUUGUUGCUCUUAAAAGUCAAUUAUCAACGUACAUUAUUAAUAUGCAGACCAGUGAAUAG
Molecule: messenger RNA, 642 nt
Organism: Dendrobium catenatum
Lineage: Eukaryota; Viridiplantae; Streptophyta; Magnoliopsida; Asparagales; Orchidaceae
Exons: 1
Coding region: 1-642 (213 amino acids)
Source: RefSeq, a predicted model, not a curated record